This is a messenger RNA of Plasmodium berghei ANKA, 2742 nucleotides long. RefSeq names its product protein SEY1, putative. Gene Ontology annotation, molecular function: GTPase activity; GTP binding. NCBI's taxonomy places the organism in Eukaryota, Apicomplexa, Aconoidasida, Haemosporida, Plasmodiidae. Gene Ontology annotation, biological process: endoplasmic reticulum membrane fusion. Gene Ontology annotation, cellular component: endoplasmic reticulum. Bases 1 to 2742 code for a protein of 913 amino acids. The record is from RefSeq and is a predicted model, not a curated record. The transcript has a single exon.
AUGACGGAUGUAAACAAAACUCAGAUAAUCGACUAUGAUGGACAUAUCAUAGAUAAUUUAAAAGAAUGGAUGAAUAACAAUAAAUUAUCAAAAUUGGGAUUUAAUUACAAUGUAAUAGCGAUAUUAGGAAGUCAAAGUAGUGGGAAAAGUACACUAUUAAAUAAUUUAUUUAAAACAUCAUUUGAUGUAAUGAAUACAAAAUUGGGACAUAGUCAAACUACUCAAGGGUUAUGGUUAAGUUAUGAUAAGUUUGAAGAUGAAUUAACAGAUGCAUCAAAUGAAGAAACUGAUGUCGAACCCCAAAAUAAAAGUAAUAAUAAACAUGUGAUAAAUCCAACCCUAAUUUUAGAUGUAGAAGGUAAUGAUUCUAAAGAAAGAGGAGAGAAUAGAUUAACUUUUGAACAUCGAUCUGCUUUAUUUUCACUUGCACUAGCAGAUUGUGUGAUUGUUAAUUUAUGGUAUCAUUCUUUAGGUAAUUUUACUGCAUCUAAUUAUGGAUUACUAAAAACAGUUAUGGAAGUACAUCUAGAAUUAUUUCACCAAAAUGUAAAUUGUCCUAAAACUAUUUUAUUGUUUACUGUAAGGGAUUGGUUCGAAGAAUUUGCUCCUUUAGAUAUAAUUAGAGAAAAAAUCGUUGAUGAAUAUGUAAAUAAAAUAUGGUGUGAAUUAAAGAAAUCAGAAAAUUCCAAAAAUGCAAAUAUUGAUGAUUAUUUUAUUAUUGAGGUUGUUGGAUUAUCCCAUGGAAUUAUUAAAAAAGAUGAAUUUUUAAAAGAUAUAAAACGUUUAAGGCAUAAAUGGAUAUACGAAUUAAGACCAAUAAAUUAUUCCAGAAAUAUACCAGCUGAUGGUUUUGCCCAAUAUUGUAACAAUAUAUGGAAUACAAUAAUAAAACAAUCACAAUUAGAUAUACCAUCACAACAAGAAAUGCUUGCAACUUUUAGAUGUCAGGAAAUAAAAAAUAAUGUAUUAAAUCAUAUAAGUAACACGAUUAAAGAAAAGAUGGUAGAUUCUAAAAAUAAAUAUAUCGAAAAUUUUAAAACCUGGGCAGAAAAAGAUAUUAUUGAAAAAAGUUUAAAUGAAUAUUUAACAGAUGCAGCUAGGUAUCAAAAAAUUAUAUGCUUGAAAACGUUAGAAGAAUUGUUAGAAAAUUUAUUUAUACAAUUACAAAUUAUUGUUGAUAAUAACCUAAAUUUUACUCAAAGAAUUUUGUCUUCUAAAUUUUCAAAAGAAUUAAAUAGUAUGUAUAGUAUAUGCACAACCGAUAAAAGUUAUUUCUUAUUUAUUAAUGAUCAAAAUGUAGAUGUAACAGAACAAGAUGAAAAUUUAUCAAAUGUGGAAAAUAUAGGAGAAAAUAGUAAAAAAGGAAAUCAAAUUAAGUGCAUAAAUUUAUGGUCCAACUUUUUAUAUAAUGCAGAUAUGUUAGAAUAUACUACAAUAGCUAAUUUUUUUGAUCAAUACAAAAAAUGUAGUGUAGAAAUUAUUGAACCAAGUAUAUCUAAUAAUGAAGACAAAGAUAGUCAAGAAAAAAGAAAUCAUGAUUUUAAUUAUAAAAAUUCACUAACAAUAUUAGCUACAUCUAUUUAUAAAGAUACAAAUAGAAUUAGAAGUGUACAAUGUAAUAUUUUGAUAGAAAGAAUUCGAUCUACCAUUAAAGAAGAACUAAAAAAUGUUGAUAAUAUGUUAAUAACAGUUAAAUGCUCAAAAGAUUGUUGGGAUUAUAUAUUAAAAAUAGUAAAUAAAUUAGAGGACUAUAUUUAUACAAAUUUAUCAAAAUGUUUUAUAAAUCUAAAAACAGGAAUAAAUACAACAUAUCUAAAUAAUGGAGAUAAUAUAUACGCAAGGUUGAAUACCAAUUGUGAUUAUGGUUUGGGGUAUUUUCAAAAUGAACAAAUAACUGAUUUUUCAGAUGACGCAGGCAAAAAUGAUGAUGAAAUGGAUACCGAAAUAGACCAAAAUAAAAAUGAUAUGGAAAGUUUAUUUAAUAGUAAAAAAUUUGAAAUAAUAACAAAACAAAAUAAAAAAGAAAAAUAUGUUAGUACGAUAAAUAAUGAUUUAAAUAAAGAAAUGAAUAAUAAAAAACUUAUUUCAGAAUUAAAAAAGUUUUAUACCGAAAUAAUUAUAGAUGCACUAAAAAUUAAAUUAGAUGAAAUAUCAAAUAAUAUUGCUAACAUAAUUAUUAACAGAUUUGAAUCAGUUUUUAAUUAUGAUGAAAUUGACCAACCAAGACAAUGGAGAAAUAUCUCUGCAAUUGAAUUAAAAAAUAUUUUUCGAGUGUCAAAAGAUUAUGCAUUUUUAAUAAUUGAGAUUCUUCAAAAAAAUAUAAAAAUUGAUAAAAUAGAUAAUUAUUUAUCUACUAAUUUUAUAAACACUGAUAUUAUUGAAAAGGGAAAAAUUAAAGCUAAAAAAAGAAUACAAGAAAUUUGUAGAGAUGCUCAAUAUAUACAAGAAACGGGGGGGCAUAUGAGUUUAAAAAAUGUCCCAUUUGCCUUUUGGGUUAUUUUAUUAAUUUUAGGAUGGAAUGAAAUAUUAAUGUUUACUCGUUUAUUUUUUAGAUUAAAUAUUAUUCUUCCAAUGCUUAUUGGUUUUAUAAUUAUCGUUAUUUCAUGCCUUUAUACUGGAAAUGCUCAGAUUCUUUCAUAUAUAAAUAAAAUAAUUUUCAUUGUAAUUAAAAAUUUAUAUAAUUUUUAUAAGCACCUACAAACAAUUGGGCAUCAAACAACCAAACCUGAGAAGGUUGAAUAA